AUGUCUGAACAGCGCAAGCCUGAAUUGGGCCACUCGCAUAGUCAUGCUGGGGUUUCAUCUAAUGGGAACGCUCCCUCUGAGCAUGGGCGUCGUGUAUUUAGUGUGGACGACGAUCCGGACGAGGUCCAGAAAGAUAUUAGGUAUCUCGAAGGUCUGCAGGAUGGGUUGCGAAUCGCUUUGAAGGAUAAGAAGUCGCUGUUGCAUCUUCAACCGACGAGGUCAGCGCCACCAGUGAACCAGGAUGGGCAAAGGCAGCACUCCUCAUCUGUAUCUCAAAGGCAGACGCCAUCGCCCGCGGACCCGCAGGGACCUUUGGGUCCACCGGGCUCCAUCGUUGAAACGUUAGACUCCCAGAAAACUGUACGCCAAAAGGAUGCGGGCAAUGCAAACUCCAAGAGACCGUGCAGGCCAAAGUUGAAUGUCCAUAGAAGUUUGUCGAAACUCGCAGGUUUGACUACACCGGAUUCGGGACUCGGGUUUGAUUUCGCAAACAGUGGAGCCAAGAACGGUGGGGCCCAUGCUGGAGGGUCUAGUCUCGACCACUACGUCCUCCACCAAUCCCUGGACAGUCCAGACCAAGAUGUCACUAUCGAGGAAUUGGUCUCGCCGCACGACUCGGACCUCGAGGACGCUGGAGACAGAGUUUCCUCCGCCUCGUCCCUCGAGUCUUACACUUUGCGGGAAAGACAGGAUGCCAUUAACAAGACACACCCGUUCGGUAUCAGAAUUUGGAAACCGGCACUGUACAAGAAGAUGAGAUCCGUGCAGAGGGCAGCUGCUGAAGAUAUCCAUGAAACCAAUUUCAAGCAAAUCGACUGGUCAGUACAUUUAACAAACUGGAUAUGGUCCCUGACAUCGGGACUUUUCCUGUGCUCGCUGUUCACCAUUGCUGGGAUACUUGUUUGUACGCUCGGUCUUUUCACUAAAUCGGCAAGAGACUACUCAAUGGUGUUCUUUAAGCUCGCACGGUACCUGUUGUCGCCCUUCGGGAAAGUGGUUUACAUGAACCCGGAUGAAAAUUACCUGCAAGAGGAUAGAGAUGAAGGUAUUAGCGUCCAGCAGUUCUAUAAAUGGGUCACAUCGUACAGCAACAAACUUUUUUUCCAUCAAUCGCAAACCAUCGCAUCCCACUCAAAUAAUCCGCACCCGUCAUACGGCUCUAUUCAAAAUUUUAUGACAAGCCAGAGACCCUCGCUGGGGGACAACGAGCGUUUGACGGAAGAACAACGCGAGGCAUUGAAUACCAGCCAAAGAAGAUACUUCGGUAGAGGUAAGUGGACCAUUGGGAGAAUCUACUUCUACGUUCUCUUCCACCUUAUUUUGGAACCUGUGAUCCUAGUGCUAUCCCUUCUGUUAUGGCUCGUGGUGUUCACGAUUCCAAUGAGUAACAUUUUGUGGAAUUUGCUAUACCACUUGAGGAAACAUCCACUGGCACUGGGUUUCAAAAACAUCUCAAACACUAACAGGAACGAUACUGCUGUGAGAAUAGACGAGAGUAAGAACAUUUUACUGUGCACAUUCCGUUGCGCAGGAUGGCACUACUACAAAUUUACCGUAGACGGAACAAACGUCAUAGUGGUGAACUUGAUAUCUUUGGUCUUCUUCACAAUAUGUGACUUCUACCUGGUGAAAAAAUAUCUUGGGUGUUCGUCAUGGCUGAGUAACGAAUCGACGAUUUUCACCCUCUGUUUAAUCUCUAUCAUUCCACUGGCCUUCUACAUUGGUCAAGCUGUGGCAUCCAUCUCAGCACAAACCUCAAUGGGUGUAGGUGCCGUAAUAAACGCGUUCUUCUCGACAAUUGUAGAAGUUUACCUAUACUGUGUGGCGCUAAACCAAAGAAAAGGUUUGCUUGUCGAAGGUUCCAUGAUUGGGUCUGUGCUGGGUGCAGUAUUACUACUUCCAGGCCUCUCCAUGUGUGGAGGCGCCUUGAAUAGAAAGACGCAACGGUACAACCCAGCGAGUGCAGGUGUAUCUUCCGCGUUGUUGAUCUUUUCCAUGAUUGUCAUGUUUGUCCCAACUAUCUUAUAUGAGAUAUACGGUGGCUACACCGUUAAAUGCAGAGACGAAGAGAACGCAUUGGGACUAUCCGUCAGUAGUGUCGCUAAAGCGAUCACGUACGAGCACUGUUAUUUUACUAGGCCAGCUUUGAAACACAAUAAACUGUUUACUCACAUCAUCCAACCAAUGUCUGUUUCGUGUGCAGUUGUCCUCUUCUUGGCAUAUGCAAUUGGUUUGUGGUUUACUUUGAGAACGCAUGCCAAGAUGAUUUGGGAAUUGCCAAUUGGUGAUGCCUCAAAGGACGCUAAUGACAAUCAACAGGAAGGAAAUCAACAACCCGCCGGGGAAGAGGAGAACAAUGGCGGUCACGACGCACCUAAUUGGUCGCGAUCCAAAUCCACUUGGAUUCUACUCGUGGCAACACUACUGUACGCCAUUAUAGCAGAAAUUUUGGUUGCCUGUGUGGACUCAGUGUUAGAGGAUUUCCCCUCUUUAAAUCCCAAAUUCCUCGGGUUGACUAUUUUUGCGCUAGUCCCCAACACCACGGAGUUCUUGAACGCCAUCUCGUUUGCCAUUCAUGGGAAUGUUGCCCUCUCGAUGGAAAUUGGGUCUGCUUAUGCAUUACAGGUUUGCCUCCUACAGAUCCCAGCAUUAGUGCUGUACUCAAUCAUGUACACCUGGAACAAAGAACCUUCUAGUAUCAGUAUCAGAGAGCAGAUGUUUCCAAUGGUGUUCCCCACGUGGGAUCUGAUUGGAACUAUGGCAAGCAUUUUCAUGUUUACUUACCUAUACGCUGAGGGGAAGUCUAAUUAUUUCAAGGGUUCCGUGUUGAUCCUCAUGUACAUCAUCAUUAUCUUUGGGUUCUAUUCCCAGGGCGUGAUUAAGGACAUAAUUUGA
This is a messenger RNA of Huiozyma naganishii CBS 8797, 2895 nucleotides long. It is a transcript of the gene VNX1, whose product is annotated as calcium/hydrogen antiporter. The transcript has a single exon. The record is from RefSeq and is a predicted model, not a curated record. Gene Ontology annotation, cellular component: membrane; endomembrane system. Gene Ontology annotation, biological process: intracellular calcium ion homeostasis; calcium ion transmembrane transport. Gene Ontology annotation, molecular function: calcium:proton antiporter activity. Bases 1 to 2895 code for a protein of 964 amino acids. NCBI's taxonomy places the organism in Eukaryota, Fungi, Ascomycota, Saccharomycetes, Saccharomycetales, Saccharomycetaceae.